Ooceraea biroi (clonal raider ant) is the source of this 1906-nucleotide messenger RNA. RefSeq lists its product as uncharacterized. The record is from RefSeq and is a predicted model, not a curated record. Lineage: Eukaryota; Metazoa; Arthropoda; Insecta; Hymenoptera; Formicidae.
UACUUAGUAGCGCGCGACGUCUAUGCAGUGGCUCUCACCGCUCGGAACCUUGUUCUUUAUAUACUUGGUGUCGCGACGCUACUACGUCACUUGAUUAAGACGAGAAUAUUUAAUCGGAGGUCAAAACAUAUUGAUGUACGAUUUCACUUUAUAAGCGAAAAGGUUAAGGAAAAUAAUGUUAAUAUUACAUACUAGAGAAACGCCUGUCUACGCCAGGCGUUAUCAUUGUUGAAAUUAAAGAUUUCAAGAAUUUUCUCAUUACCUGGGAGUGAACCCCUAUCACCAUGCAAAAUUGGGUGUUUCUAGCAUGUCGGGAAGUACCCGAUCAAUUCAACGACAGACAGAAUAAGGAUUUUAUAUGUAUAGAUUGUAGCACUAGUGAUCAGAUUGCUGAUAUAUUCACUAAACCAUUGAGUACAAUUAAAUUUAAGAAAUUUAGAGAUAAGUUAGUACAGUAAGAUUAUAUUAUUGUUAGUAUAUACAAACGUGUAAAACUGUGUUUAUUUGAUUUUGUUUAUGAAAAGAAAAUUAAGAUUAAGGGAAAGUGUUCGAUAAAGUAAUCUAAAUUUUGAAUUAGGCGCUAGAGUGUAAGUGAGUGUAGAUGUUGCGUGCGAUAAGUUGGGUGGCCCCCAUUUGGACACGUAAUACGAUGAUAUUAUGAUAACGAUAUUAUGAGAAUGAUACGAUGAUAACGAUGAUAUUGAAAUGUUAAGCCCAUCUAGUGCCAGCAACGACACAGAUGAAAGUGAGUUCGAUGGAAAGUCCUCUACUUCUCGAAAAUUUUCUCAAUGUGAGCUAACUGAUUUAAUACGUGACUUAAAUUUAUCAAAGAAAGGAGCUGAGCUUUUAGCAUCUAGACUUCGUGAAAAAGACUGUCUAGAGUCAAAUGUUACUAUAACAUCUUAUCGAAAUAGAGAGCAAGCACUACUGCAAUUCUUUAGCGAAAAUAACGAUCUUGUAUAUUGUAACAAUAUUUCUGAACUCCUCCUGAUAAUGGGCUUGCCAGAAUAUCGACCACCAGACUGGCGGCUUUUUCUAGAUAGUUCUAAAAGGAGCUUGAAAUGUGUAUUACUGCACAAUGGGAAUAAGUUUGUGUCGAUUCCAAUUGGUCAUUCAACAAAGUUCAAAGAAGAGUAUGAAAAUGUCAAGAUAGUCUUAGAAAAAAUAGCUUAUUCUCAGCAUCAGUGGUUUGUUAGUGUCGACUUAAAAAUGGUGAACUUUCUUCUUGGACAGCAAAGUGGGUAUACCAAAUAUCCGUGUCGUCUAUGUUUGUGGGAUAGUCGUGCAAAGGAUAAACACUGGAAACAAACUGUCUGGCCUAUAAGAGAUGAUAUAACUGUGGGAAAAGCCGACAUCAUUCAUGAGCCAUUAAUAGAGAGAGAAAAAAAUCAUACUGCCGCCAUUACAUAUCAAACUAGGCGUAAUGAAACAGUUUGUUAAAGCCUUGGAUAGGUCAAGCGACUGCUUCAAGUACAUUUGUCGAAAAUUUCCAGGACUUAGUAUAGAAAAAUUAAAAGCAGGGAUUUUCGAUGGCCCACAAAUUCGAAAAUUGGUCAAGGAUCAAAAUUUCACAACUUGUAUGACUGUAAUCGAAUCCGAUGCGUGGCUUAGUUAUGUAGCAGUCAUCAAAAACUUUUUAGGAGAUUAUAGUGAGGAGCAAGGUGAACGGUUCCACCAAGAUAUCCGAGUGAUGGAAGAAAGAUACCAAAGAAGAUGGAACCGUCACAUGAUGGCUGACUACUGUUGGAGCUUGCAAAGGGACUGUCCACAGCAAAAACAUAGAAGAAAAUCUUACAAGAAACGGUUUUCGUAGCUUAUUACACUGAAUGUUGUAGGUGUAUAGUAUAUUCUGUAUUUUGUACUAACAUAUUGUAAAUGUAUAUCAAUAAAUAAUGAAUAAAAAUUA